Clunio marinus is the source of this 2884-nucleotide messenger RNA. Lineage: Eukaryota; Metazoa; Arthropoda; Insecta; Diptera; Chironomidae. The record is from the annotation of a GenBank genome assembly.
AUUCUCAAGUUAAAACUUCUUCGAUUCAGACGUGCUCUUAGUGUUUGAUAAGAUAAGAAAUCAAAUUAUUUGAAACUUUAAACAGAAAACCUUAGAAUGUGUUUGUCAUUUGGUUCAGAAUGAUUUGAAAUAAGUGUGUAAAUAAGUUGAUCACGUUACAAAAAACGUUUUAGUUUAGAUAUUGUGAAAAGUGAGUCUGUGACAACAAUCAUCACUUUAUCAUAUCAUUUCACCAUAAAAAUACUUAAAUGAUAUUAGCAAACUUUGCCAAUGAAUUGUGAUUUAUGAUUAUUUACUUGUCAAGUAAACAAACGAGAUAGAAUAACUCCCUCAGCAAAAUGAAUUUAUAUCGAGAGAACAACACAUUUUCUUACGAUGGAAUAUAUCAACCCAAAGAUCAAAACGUAGUCACAUCAAGAAUUGAUUCAUUUUCAACAGAAUUCGGUGAACCCGAGGAUUUAAGUAGAUUCUCAAGACCUUUGUUGACAUUUGCAGCAACGUUAACAAUAAUUGUUAUGAUCAUUGGAAUAUUCGGGAAUACUUUAACAAUAAUAGCCUUGAAAAGAUGUCCAAAAGUUCGUAAUGUCGCUUCUGAUUUUAUAAUCAGUCUUUGUACAGCAGAUUGUUUAUUUUGUGUUCUGGUGCUACCGUUUAUGGCCACCCGUUAUAUUCAAGGCGCAUGGACACAUGGUGAAGGGUUUCUUUGUACUAUUGUGCCUUUCAUUCAGUAUGGAAAUGUUGGAGUUUCUCUUUUGUGCAUUGCAAUGAUCACCAUCAACAGAUACAUCAUGAUUACACAUCACAGUGUUUAUAAUAGAAUAUACAGAAGGAUAUGGAUAUAUACAAUGAUCGGAUUCUGUUGGGUAUUUUCUUACGGAUUUCAAAUUCCAACAUUAUUAAAAGUUUGGGGCAAGUUCGGUUAUGAUCCUAAACUUGAAACUUGUUCCAUUCUUCCGGAUGUAUAUGGAAGAAGUAGUAAAACCGCUCUUUUCAUCAUCGCUUUUGUUAUUCCUUGCAUAAUCAUCAUUGUCUGCUACACUCGCAUAUUUUGGGUCGUUCACAAAUCAGAAGAUCGAAUGCGAAAACAUGCAUCACAAACUUCCAUUCCAAGCAAUCAAGUGAAUGCCGUCGCGCCUUCAACAAAUAUUUUGAGUGAUAACACAAUUGAAUUAGCUUCGAGAAGUGAACUACCAACAUCGGUUAAAAAACUUAAAGAUCAACGAGAAGCAAAACAGAAACGAAAUGAAUGGCGAAUAACAAAAAUGGUUCUUGCAAUUUUUCUGACAUUCUUAGCUUGUUAUCUGCCAAUAACAAUCACGAAAGUGUUAGAUAAGGAUGUAAACUACCCAGGAUUGCAUAUUUUUGGAUACAUUAUGCUUUACACAAGUGCUUGUGCCAAUCCAAUAAUUUACGUGAUCAUGAACAAACAAUAUCGUCAAGCAUACAAAACUGUUCUUUUAUGCAAAGCACCGCACUUUUCAUUCACAAAUAACAACCACGGAAGUUCAAUUGGUGGUAAAGAAGUCCAAAAGAGAGUCCAAGAACAAUUUCGACAACUGUCACAGUCUUACCAUGGCGUCACAGGUAUCGAUAAUGGAAAAUUGAAGAGAGAAAGGCUGAAUUCUGAUUCACAUCAAAACAUUAUGGAUCACGUCUUUUUAGGAAUUCACUUUGACGAAACAAAGAAAUAUGAAAGAAUUCGUGUAGAUAAUGUGAAUUUUAACGAAAAUGUUUCUUUUUUGAAGGAAAAAUUUUGCGAUAUCACCGGAAGAAAAGAAGAUGUCUCACUAGUUUAUUGCGGAAACAUUUUGGAAGAGACUGAGCCAAUUAAUCGCUAUGUACGUAAUGGAUCAACAAUCCAUAUUUUGCGAAAAACCGAGGAAGAUGAACACAAAGAAUAUAAAAAAUUCAAUGAAAUGGACGUUUCGAGAGUUUGUUCACAAUUUCGCAGUUUGAAUUCAGGAAAUUUUCAUAAAAUUUCACGUCCAGAAGUAGCGAAAAUGAUUUUUGACAGCCAUCCAGAAUUGAAAAAGGAUGUGAUUGCAAUGUCAAUCCUUAAAGAUCCAAUAUUACUAGCCAAUAUGCAGAAUCCUGACACAGUUCGUAAUAUGGCGCAACACCAUCGUGUCUUGAUAGAAGCUUCCGAAACAAUUGUUAAAGCACUUAAAUCUGCUAAAAAUAUCACAGAAACUCCAGUUCCUGCUCAACCGACGAUUGAUGACCUCUCAGAUUCAUCAUCUUCGUCAUCAGGCUCAGAUAAUAAUUCACCUCAAGCUUCUAACUCAAAUAUGGUUCGUCGCAUCACUCAAGAAUAUUUAAGACAAUCUCUUGCUGCAGCUCAAGGAAGAAAUUCCUUGGCGAACAUUUCACAAAGAAAUUUAAGUCAAGCUGGAAGUGGAAGUAAUCCAAUCUCACCUUCAACUUCAUCAAGUUCAGUUCCAUCUGGUCAACGUUUCAUUUCAUCCUCAAUGUUUAUGAAUGCAAUGAAUGAAGUUCUCAUGGCAAAUCGUCGUGAUUCGGUUCAAAACAUUCGAAAAAUGUCAACAGCAGGCCCAAUUGAAGUGAAAAUAAAGGAAUGUCUGCAAGCUUUAAAACCAAAACAUUUAGAAAUUGUUAAUGAAAGUUAUAUGCACAAUGUUCCUAAAGGUUCCGAAUCACACUUCAAAGUGUUAGUGGUUUCUGAUGAAUUCAAAGGCUUACAGUUAAUCAAGAGACAUCGUUUAGUUAAUGGACUUGUGAAGGAUGCACUUGAAGAGAAAUUUCCUCACGCAUUGUCAAUAGAAGCAAAAGCUCCCGAGGAAUUUAAAGAAGAUUACAAAUUAGAUCCAAGUCCAAAUUGUAGAGGUGGUUUUGGCAAAUAGAAGUUUUCUUUUACAUAGUUUAA